GGGAUUUCCGUGCGAGCGGCUGAGCUGCAGCUGGGUGGUCUCCUCCUCCUCCUCCUCCCCCCCCCACCGCUUGCUCUCGAGUUGCUGCUCGGUCCUUGCAGAUGCAGCUGCUCUCGGCAGCCUUUUCCACAGUAGCAGCUGCUCUGGCUCUGGCUCCCUCCGGGCCGGUGGCACGCUGUGCACACGCACACGCAAGCACCGAGGAGCCUGACACGCGGCCGUUGCUUUCUGCACGGGCCAAAGCAUUCCCUCUCCUGUAGCCGGACCCAAGAUGAGACCUCAGAGUGGUGGCAUCACCAUCGCGGGGGGCGGGAAAGGAAGACAGACAGAGCAGCACGUUUAGAGCUGAGGUUUCCUGACUGCCCAGUCCCACAAUGUCUUCCGGAAGUAAUCAACAGCUUUGCACCUUGAAUAAGCCGGCAUUCAGUGAAAAAGAAGCCAUUGAAUUGGUCGAAAGGAUAUUUGGAUUAAAAGUCUCUGAACUCAAACCACUUCCCAGCUACGAUGAUCAGAAUUUCCACGUGCACGUUGUAAAUUUCGAAAGGAAGGGAGAAAAGGCUGAGGAAUAUGUCCUCAAAAUUAUCAAUUGCGAAGACAGCCAGAACCCGGAACUCAUUGAGGUGCAGACAAGGAUUAUGAUGUUUUUGAAAGAGGAGGGCUUUCCCGUGGCUGCCCCCCAUUUCACUAAAGAGGGUGAAAUCAUGUUUCUUGAGUCCAGAGAUACUGGCUCUGCCACCCAAGAGUACAUGGUGAGGCUGUUGAGCUACCUACCAGGCCGAACCGUGGCCACGCUCCCGAUGGGUCCUCCUGUCCUGUAUGAAAUUGGGCAGCUGGCCGCCCGGCUGGAUAAAACACUUGCGGAGAAAUUCCAACAUCCGUCGGUGAAAAGUCUACAUCGAGAUGGAUUCAUCUGGAAUCUGGCUAAUGUUCCCCUUCUGAAGCGGCACAUUCAUGCGCUGGGCCAGAGCAGAUAUCGGGAAGUGGUGGAGAAGGUUCUUGAACAGUUCAGAGCUAAAAUAGUGCCAAGGCUGAGCUCCUUUCGGCCCUGUAUCAAUCAUGGGGACCUCAAUGACCACAAUAUUCUUCUAGUCGAUACCAAUCCUGCUUCCCCUCAAAGUCCACGCUACAGAGUUUCUGGAAUUUUGGACUUCAGCGACAUGAGCUGCGGCUACUAUGUGUUUGAAGCCGCUAUCACCAUCAUGUAUAUGAUGAUAGAAAGCAAGGAUCCCCUCUGGGUCGGAGGCCACGUCCUCGCAGGGUUUGAAAGCGUUGUCCCCUUGACGGCCGAGGAACGGGCGUCCCUCUUCCUCCUAGUGUGCGGGAGGUUCGCUCAGUCCCUCGUGAUAGCUGUGCACACCACCCUCUUGCAUCCCGAGAAUGAAGAAUACUUGAUGAUCACAGCCAAAACGGGAUGGAAGCAUUUGAUGGCGCUCUUCGAGAUGGGCCAAGAAGCCGUAGAGAAGAUCUGGUUUGAGACUGCGAGGACCUGCACCUGAAAAGACCCUUGUCAACUGUGGAUGAGGCGGUGAUAUCAACCAGAUGGUUUAAAACCGGGCACCAUCAAAAUGUCAAAUUCCAAACCUUAUGACCAGGAAAUGCAUAUAUACUGCCACCUGGAAUAAAGUACACAAAAGAUU
Molecule: messenger RNA, 1637 nt
Organism: Elgaria multicarinata webbii
Lineage: Eukaryota; Metazoa; Chordata; Lepidosauria; Squamata; Anguidae
Gene: HYKK
Product: hydroxylysine kinase
Exons: 5
Coding region: 375-1496 (373 amino acids)
Molecular function (GO): amino acid kinase activity
Source: RefSeq, a predicted model, not a curated record